CCGUAGGGACCCGGCGGCGCCCCAGAGGACCCGCGACUGAGCGCGGUGCGACGCGGGGGCUUGGGCUGGGCGCCAUGGACGCCUUCACUCGCUUCACCAACCAGACCCAGGGCCGGGACCGACUCUUCAGAGCCACUCAGUACACAUGCAUGUUGCUUAGAUAUUUGUUAGAGCCUAAAGCUGGCAAAGAGAAGGUGGUAAUGAAGCUCAAGAAACUGGAGACCAGUGUGAGCACUGGGCGUAAAUGGUUCAGACUAGGCAAUGUGGUACAUGCUGUGCAGGCGACUGAGCAGAGCAUUCAUGCCACUGACCUGGUACCCCGCCUGUGCCUGACAUUAGCCAACCUGAACCGUGUGAUUUAUUUCAUCUGUGACACCAUCCUCUGGGUAAGGAGUGUAGGUCUCGCCUCUGGCAUCAACAAAGAGAAGUGGCGAACAUGGGCUGCCCGCCACUACUACUAUUCUCUCCUGCUGAGCCUGGGCAGGGAUCUAUAUGAAAUCUCCCUGCAGAUGGAACAGGUUGCACACAACAGGGCAAAGAGGGAGAAAUCAUCAUCCCAGGAUCCUCUUGAGUACAGCGUGGCUGACGAGGAAACAGAAUGGCUCCAGUCCUUUCUCCUUCUCUUAUUCCGAUCUCUGAAGCAGCAUCCUCCCUUGCUCCUGGACACUGUGAAGAACUUCUGUGAUAUUCUGAACCCUUUGGACCAGCUGGGGAUCUGUAAGUCCAAUCCUGGCAUCAUUGGACUUGGAGGUCUUGUGUCCUCUAUAGCAGGCAUGAUCACUGUGGCAUAUCCUCAGAUGAAGCUGAAGACCCGCUAGGGUGUUUUCAGGCUGAGAAGUACCUGCUUUAAAAGAUGACCUCUUAGUGGAUCAGACAUUUGCAUUAAUCACAGGCCAUGUCAGACUGUGCUUAAGUUCUUAUUCAUGUGAGCAUUUAGCAACCUGUGAUGUGAGCAGAGGUGCAGCCAAGAAUGGAGAAGGGUGGAGCGUGAAGAUUUAUAUGUGUUUUUUUAGAGUGCUGGAGUGACUUGAGAAUUUCCGAAUAUUUUCCCUUCAUCUAACAGUUAUUGAGCAUCUCUUAUGGCAUAGUAGGAGCCUAGUGUUCGCUGAAUGAAUAAAAAUUGAAAGGGAAAAAAUU
Messenger RNA from Lemur catta (Ring-tailed lemur), 1137 nucleotides. It is a transcript of the gene PEX11A, whose product is annotated as peroxisomal biogenesis factor 11 alpha. The record is from RefSeq and is a predicted model, not a curated record. The transcript is spliced from 3 exons. Gene Ontology annotation, cellular component: peroxisomal membrane. Bases 75 to 818 code for a protein of 247 amino acids. Gene Ontology annotation, biological process: regulation of peroxisome size; peroxisome fission. NCBI's taxonomy places the organism in Eukaryota, Metazoa, Chordata, Mammalia, Primates, Lemuridae.